CGCGUCGUCCGCGAGUUCGCGCAGUGUGCGCGCCUGUCCACGAAUGGACCAUAGGUUACGUGCGUAAGUGCGUGCUUUUCGUGGAACCGCUGCUUGCAUUGCGUUGAACGACUCUCCGCCGCCGUCGUCGUCGUUCCUCGACUCCGUGUUCCCGUAGUUCGACAGCGAAGGCCCGCGUACUCGCCGACGAGGGUGGCUUGACACAUGGCACGUUGACUCCCCAGGUGACGCAGGGGAGCACGAGCGGCAGGAAAACGAGAGUCGGAAGAGUACGCGCGCGGCCCAGCCUCCUCGCGAGUGCGUCGUGCAAGUGCGCGCGUGCUUGCUCGUUCGCUCGUUCGCGUCGUGCGCGUGUCUCUACUACGUCCUGCUAGGAUUCACGAUUUUCACGAAGCGGCGAGACGACGACCAGCACCAGGAUGACCAGCGACGAGGAGACAGUGAUGAACGUCGAGACCGUGUACCGCGAGAUCAACGCCAAGCACGGUUGGGCGGCUUUCUAUCAGGCCAUACGUAGCGAGUGUGAAUCUUUCGAGUAUACAUGCAAUGAAUCAAAAAAACCACAGAAUAAAAACUUGAAUCGCUACAGAGAUGUGGCACCGUACGAUCACACUAGGAUUAUACUUAAGAGAGGCGUAUGUGAUUAUAUUCACGCCAAUCUCAUACGGGUGGAUCAUGCUGAAAGGCAAUACAUCCUAACACAAGGACCCUUACCAAAUACUAUCAGUCAUUUUUGGCUAAUGGUAUGGGAACAAAAUUGUAGAGCUAUAUUGAUGUUAAACAAGGUAAUCGAGAAGAACCAAAUCAAAUGCCAUCAAUAUUUCCCACUGGACGAUACAAAACCUACUUUAACAUUUGAAGAUGUUAGUAUAAAGGUAGAUUAUAUCAGCAAGAAAGACUCAUCAGAUUAUACUAUUAGAACAUUACGUAUAACGGACUUGGAAAGUAACGAUAGCAGGGAAAUCUUACAUUUUCAUUAUACCACUUGGCCAGACUUCGGAGUACCGCAACGUCCAACGGCCUUUUUACGUUUCUUGGCAGAUGUCAGAAAAUCAGGAGCGUUAGAUCAAAAUGUUGGCCCGCCCGUUGUACAUUGUUCCGCGGGAAUAGGAAGAUCAGGAACAUUUUGCUUGGUUGACGCGUGCUUAGUAUUGAUUGAAAAAUAUGGUUUAAAUGAUUUGGAUGUGCGACAUGAAUUGUUGGAAAUGAGACGGUCUCGUAUGGGUCUUAUACAAACGCCUGAACAACUUUGUUUUUCAUAUGCUGCCAUCAUUCAGGGAGCAAAACAAUUACCACUUGAUAACAUGGAUAAUGACGAUACAACUCAUGAUGAAAUAAUUACGAGUUACGACGAGAUGAAUAAUAAAAAUCAUCCAUUAGAAAAAGACGAUGAACCUCCUCCUCUACCACCUCCAAGAGGAGAGUCUUUAACGCGUAGUAUGAUGGCAGAUCUAAGCCCGGAUGAUUCAUCUGAUAAUGAUCUAAUGUCAAUUACAGAAGAACUAGAGGGACCGCCUGAUAAACCGUUGCCAUGUGAACCACCGAAUCAUGUAGAUUUAUCUGCAGAUACAAAUCUAUCUACAUCUAAUACAAAUUGUGUACGUGAACAAAAUGCUGACGAUGGCGUGGUACUAGACGACACUCCUUCCGACGACGCUGAAAACUCUGUUUUACUAAACAACUCUCCGUCCAAUUCAGACGCGAAAGAGGAGGUACGUCGACGCAAGAUGGAAAAGAAUGAACGACUAGCGACACAAGUACGCGAGAUGAAACGCCGGCAGAAGGAGAUGGAAGAAUGGCAAAAUUUCAAGAGGUCAUUAUUUAACCCCCUUAAAAUAAGCUUAGGCAUUGGGAUCGGUGGGGGUAUCAUAGCGAUCUGUUACUACCUGUACAUGCGUAGUUAGAUCUAUCGUGUCGCAUUUAAGGAUGUCGUACGUACGUAUAUACACGCAUUAUUUUUCGUACUGUCAGUAUAGUAAUCGAGGAAAAUCUUAAUAUGAGAUUCUAUUGCGAGGUUUUAAAAGCCUAAUCUUAGCUGAAACAUCUUGGCAAGAGUAUAAAGGCUUUCGUAAACAAAGAGUUUCGUAUUGGCAGUAGAAUCAUUCGUCAGCAAUAUCGCAAACGAUACCAUCUCCGAGAAACUAAGCAAAGGGAGAGAAAAGUUACAAAAAACAAUAGAAUACAAUAAAAUGAUGCUGAAAAGUGCAAAGUACAGUACAUUUUUAAACUGCACUGUUAUAUGUUCGAGUAACAAGAAUGAAAAUAGAAGCACUGAUGAAGGAGAUGGACUUUCGAUAUUUGUAUUUUUAUAUUGUGAUUUAUUCUAUGAGUAUCUAGAACAUUAGAAUAUAUGUUUUUUUUUUCACAAUUUUUUUAUUUGCUACCAGAGAAACAAAUACCUUAUUCUGCAUGUGUUUAUGAAAACGUUAAUGAAGAAAAGUAAAUUUUACGACAUGAUUCUUAUAGAUAAAAUAUAAACGUGUUAUUUACCAGAAUUAAUUCCACAGAUAAAUUACUCUUUUAGAUAAAGUAUACUUAAGGGUUAGCUUUGCAAUAGUUUAUCACAAUAUAAUCAUAUAAUUUUAUAAAUAUAUGAUUGUGUGGAUUUGCGUAAAUUUCGAUUAUCGGAUCAUUUUAUUUACUUAUAGCGUUGAUGACACGCUCAUACAGUGAUACGCGUAAACACAGAACGAAAAUAUAAAUCAGUUUUAUUUAUUACGGAUAUACAAAGCUGAUUUGAAUGAAAAGCUUAUCGUUAUUAAGUAACUCUUGACUUUAUUAUCUCCCGCACAUAAAUACCCAGUAAACAUAAAAUCAUUACUACUAUAUUGUUACAACGAUAUUUGAUAACAUAUGUCAUUUUCAAAUCAUAAUUUAUCGUUGUAUGCUUCAAUGUGAACAAAUUUUGAUCAUGACUUGGAGAUAAUGUUUUCAAAAUUUGAACAACGUUUCGAAAAAAAAUUAUAUCAAAUUGUUUGAAAAUGUUUAUACAAUAUCAUUUUAAAAGUAUAUGAAACCAAUAUUGUUAAAUGUUUUAAUGUUUCUUAUUGCUUACUGGGUACAUUUUUCUUUUGCGGAAUUCGAUCUUUUUCUUGUUAUUUAGUUAAUAUAAACAAAAGAAAGAAGACAAAUUAUAUGUAUAGUUUUCUAACUGUUUCUAAAUGAAUCGAACUUAAUUUCACCAAAAUCUUUGAAGAGUUAGGAUGAAUGAUUUAUUUCCAAAUCAUCUUUAUAAUUUAUAAUUUAAAUUCAUAUUUUCAAAUACUGCAGCUUAUGUGUUAGUAAAACUGUGGCCAAGUUAAGAGUGUAAGAGUUCAUGAGCACAUAAUCUUGAUUUUUCAUGAAAAUAUGAAUUCAAUUUAUGAUCUGGAAAUAAUCUGUAAAAUUUCUUUAGUAGCAUUAAGUGGGUUAAAUAAUAAUAAACCUAGAUCUUGUUAAACAAUUUUAUUAUAGUUCCAUAGGUAAAUGUUUUUUAAAUUUUUGAUUGAAGUAGAUUGUCUUAUGUUAAAAUCAUUUAUGAAAAUUUAGAUUGGGCGAAUAUUGUAUAUUAACAUUUCGUAAAAGAAUUUGAAAGUGUUUUUUGGUUUAUUAUGAUAAUCUUGUUUAAAUUUUUUAUUGUUUGGCUAUGAGUAAGACAUUUUUUCUUAUUUAUAAUUUUUAUUUUCUUCUUUUAUUACAACAGAAUGUUAUAUUUCAUGCAAAUCGUCAUUUGGGAAAAUAUUUCAUGCAACUAUUGAUAAAUUCAUACAGUUUGCUCAUAUGCAGGUUUGCUGAAUUCUAUUUUAGCGAUAAUGGAUCGUAGAAUCAAUUAUUUUAUUCUGCAACUAGACAUUCCUGAUGUAUGGAUAUUAGUUUCAAAUUUCUUAUGUUUAGAAAUGAAAUUUAUUUUAAAUGCGAUUAUGCAAAAAGAUUGAAUUUGUCAUAUUUAUCAAGAGAAUUUUUUCUAACAAAUUAGCUUUACUUUCUUUCUGUUAUUGGAUAAAUUACAAAAAGAAUGUCACUUUUUGUUGGAUGUAGAAAUUACUGAUAGCAGUAAAAGAAAAGACGAGUGUUAUUUCCAAGAGUUACUAGUGAUCUCUCCGCGAUAGUUUCUUGCUUUUAAUUUUUUUUUAAAUCAAAUUCUAUUCAUGCAUUUAUCUCAAUAUCCUCAUUAAACUUUAAAAAUUUAGUAAUAAAAUUACGUUAAUUAUUAUAGAGAGAAGUUGAGAAAGAUUUAAAAACGAAAUCUUAGGUAAUGUGAAUUCCAGCUCAUUGCCCAACAGCGUAUGUAUGUCGCAAACUGUGCAUUGAGCAUUGCGGACAAAGACUGAGUACGUCUAAUGAGGAAAACAGAAAGGGAGAAAGAGAUAAACAAGCGAUAAAAUAACGAAAGUUAAGCCCGCGUAUAUUUCUUAAGUCGAGCUUUUAUAUAAGCCACUUUGAGAGAAAGACUUGUCAGAUCGUGUUCCAAUCCAAAGAUGUGAAGCGUGAUGAAGAAUAUGUGCGUCGUGACGUCUUGAAAAGAUGCGCAUAAUCACUAAAGCGUAUUUUUUACUUUUGUACCGUUGUUCCACUGUUGGAGCACGAUCUCCCACGAGAUGUUUUCUGACACGUCGUACUUGCGCAUAUCGACAUGCUCGUCUUCGCGUGAUUAUGUACACGUUAGCACGCGUUGCAAAAGAAAUUGAAUGGAAGAGCGGAAAGGGAGUCAUCGAGAGCACUCCCCACGCGGAACACGAUAGUCGAGGGGAUAUGCAGUAUUCUAUUGUCAACAACACGUUUUAACUUUAUGCACUAAUAUACUAUUGUUAUCUAAUUUUUAUCGAGAUAUUAUUUAUAUAAGUAUAAAACCCGCAGUCUGCGACGAUUCGAUUGAAAGGAAAACGACGCGAUUAAUUUCAUGACGAUCGUUAUAUCGUGUCAUUAGCGAAAACGCACCAUGGCGUGGAAAUCCGUCAGUCGUUUCAUGCGUCUUAAAAUUAAGCUGAAGAACGUAUUGAAAUUUCGAAGGCAACAUGUGGUUAAAAAAAGAAAUUUCACAAUUAUUCAUCUGCUGUUUUACGCAUGAGACGAACGAUCGCAGACGCUCAUCUCUCCUGUUGUUGGCGACCGCGCGAAGCUUCCGGAAGUGAGACAUGCGUUCAUGAAAGUUCAUAGGUCACGAGGACACGGUGCUAAUUAAAAAGUUCCAAAAACCGACGUACGCUUCGACGUGCGUGCAUUUGUACGCGCGUGUAUGCUUAGACACGAGAUUGAAACAUGUAGUGAGAGUGAAUGUAGGAACAAUAGGAAGUGAUUACCGAUGUUGAUCGUGCAACUCACUCAUCGAAGCACUAUUCGGGGAAAUGUGCGCACGCCGCACGGUUUCGCAAUGCCACUAGAGAAAUUAAUUUCCACUCGGUAUAAUAUAUUUUUAAAGUUUCUGUCAUUUUUUGUAACAUUUUAUAUUAAAGAAAUUUUCUCUUGUCGAAUGUAUUAGGUGUGGCAAUCUGUUUUCACACGUAAUAUAAUUAUAAGCCUUCGUGAAAAAAAAGCAUCUACUUAUGGACUUCACAUUCAGCAUCGGACAAGGCACGAAAGAGCAGAAAUUUGGCGACGCAUUCUUUUAUACUAUUGUGUGCAUACAAUAGAUAUAACAUUACACAAAACACAGAAACAUAGCUAAGUGCCUAUUCGUACAAACAAGGGGAGGGAAGGAAAACCACAGCGAUUGAUAAAUAGUGUAACGGUAACGAUUUCUCCCCUUUUUGGAAGAACAUAGUCACCGUGGAAGCGAGCCGUUUUUAUUACCCGACAAUAUAUAAAUAGAUAGUUAUUUAGUGAAUCUAUAAGGUUGAUUAAUUUACUCGGAAUGGCACCUUCAGAGGUGCUCCUACCAUAUUUGAGAUAAUAGCAAGAUAUUGCUUUCUUUUUUGUUAAUCUUAUUUAUUUUUUUGUGUACAGAAUUAGUGUGAACAAUAUAUAAUCUUUGGUAAUCAAAAAUUCUUUAAAAUUGCCUUCUAAUCGUAAACAUUGGUGGGAUAUAUCUGGCGUGUGUGAAAUAAAUGUAAUAAAAAUUCAAAAUAUACUACAUUAAAAUUACUCUUUAGAUCUGUAACUGUUUUUUUCUUUGAGAUAAAAGGAAAGGCCAUUUCGAAUCAAUCAAUCAAUCUAUUAUAAUCUCCGGAUUGUCGAGCGAUCAUGCAUCAGGGUACCUACGGAACGCGAGCGAUAAUAUCGAGCUUAUCUCGAGUAGAAAUCUCGAUUUUAUAUCAUUAAUUAGGCGCGCUUGAUCUCAAUCUUGCGCAAUAAAAUUUUGACCGCCGCAGGAACUUGCGUCUUCAAUUUAAAGCAAUACACGUAGAUUAUCGUGGCGAUAUCGAACGUUUUAUGAUUCGAUUGAUACGCUUGGCAACCGGAUUAAUAAUAAGAAUCGAGUGUACUCAUUAGGCAGAUGUAAGAAUGGUGAGAUAGAAAUUUGAUGAUCCUUGAUUCUUAGAAGCGCACCAGCUAGAGCAUACAUUUUAUAAAUCACGAUGUCCUUUAAUCUACAUGAUGCAUCCUUUAUAUACGGGGCCUUUUUACAAUUACUGACGAUUGUUCAAUCGUUAAUUGUCGAUGCGAAAAGAAACGUGAAUUUAUCUCAGUACGAUAAAAUAGAUAAUUGUGAGCGUGCUUCUCAAAGGAUUAAGACAUAAGUAUGUGAAGGUGGAGAAAGCUGUACGCUUGUCCGAUUAAUCGAUUGUCAAUUAGAUGUAUUACAAAAUGAAUGAUUGUUUCCAUUUUUUUGUUAUAUAAAUUGUAAUGGAAGAUUAUUAUCAAAGACAAUUGCAAGAAAAAUUCGUAAAAUAAAAAUUUACUAAUAGAACGAAAAAUUCUGGUUAUACGCCGAGAUAGUUAUAGAAGAAUAAUUUUUUUCACGUUUUUAUUAUACUUGUGCAUAUUACAAGUUCGUUAUAUUAAAAUUUUUGAAGGUUUAAAAUAGAAUAACUGAUUAAUCGUACAGCGUCGGCAAGGGUAAAUAUCUCUCCCUAGCCCAUUCUGCAUCCUGCACAACUCUUGAAUUGUAGUUAAUUACAUUUAUAUACGAUGUAUCGUUGUAGAAGUAUAGCGUCGAAUGGUAUUUUAAUGUAUAGAAAACUGAAUGAUACACAGUAAAAGAAGGGAAACAAAUUGGAAAUACGUGUGAAAGAAAGAAUUGGGUAAAGAAAAAGGGAAAAGUUAGGUGACGAGAGGAACGAAAUUAUUUUAUCGCACAAAUUAUUCAACAAAAUUCUACAAAUUAUUUGAAACACAAACUAAAUUUUUUUAAUAUAUAAUCACAUUAACUUCUGGAACACAGUACAAUAUGUAUUUUUUUCUAAAACUGUUUUUUUUUCUUUUUUGUUUAUAGAAAUAUUUGUUCGUUACUUAUCAAGUCGUUAUUUAUUGAGUUUUAAUUAUUUAAUAUAUCAGAUUAUAUAUCAUCUAUCUAUUUACAUAUAAUUAGCUGAUAUGAUAGCAGAAUCGCAACGUUAAAUCGCUCUGAUUCCUCUCCUCCACCUAAAUUUCAUGAUGGGACAAGUUACACGGAUAGGUUACUGGACGACAUAUGAAGAUUUGCAUACAAUAAAAUUAUUUAUACAGAAGUAACGAAACGGCAAUGCUCUCGCAUCGUGCAUUAGGCCGAUUCGUUCGAAAUGGUUCCCUCCCGCGAGAAUACUUUUAUCUUAGAGGCUGUAUAUUGGCAGAUAUUUUACACAACUGGGGAAGUAGCGUUUGUGAGAGUAAAAUCUUUUUCAUUGUAGAUUUCAUACACCAUGAAUUUAAAACACGUAAUUCUUACAAUUGUGCAUUUUUCACCGCGAAUUUAUUUUCGCAAAAUACAUUUCUGCGGAGAGUCCGGAUUUAUGUACUAUGGAUUCAGGUAAUACAGAUGUUUUUUUACGAAUCAUUAACAAGGUGUAGUAGAUCCCAGACAAUCAUAACAAAGGCAUCUUAAAUUGUUUAACCUGAUAUACUUUCUUUUAUUUAGAUUCUUGUAUUAAAAAGACGUAGACUUUGAUUAGAGUUAGCUUGGUGAAAUAUUGGUUACUCGUUAAAUUCGAUAGGAACAUUUUGUUCAGUACAUUUCAUUUUAACAUUCCCGUAGUUUUCGAUAAUCUUAAAAAAAAAUAGUCUGCCAAAAGUUCCGUAAGGUUUUAAUAAUCACAGAAUGUUUUGCCUCUAUUUGCAUCUAUAUUUUAUUUGUAACCAGUGUAUUUGAUUUUAAUUUGUAAGCAGUGUUGAAAAUUGGCGAUUCUUGGUAUGCAUAUUACUUUUUAAUUAGAUUAGUCUUUCGGCAAUAAUAACUGUACUAGUAUUAUUGUAUAUAAUUGAACACUUUGGUUAUUACGUUAAAUUAGUCACGAGUUUUAUUGCGAAUGUGUGUGUAUGAAUUGCCGAUAGCUAAUGAUAGUAGUACAUCAAUUAUUGAUAUCCCCUUUCUUUACCCUAGAGUUGGAUCGUUUAUUUCGAAAAUUGUAUAAGUAAUGCUAAAAACUCCAUUAAAAUAAUCUUGAAUUUUAAUAUUGUGGAAUUGAACUUAGAUUUUUGAAAUAAACGGCUCAAUUUAUAACCUCGAGAUUCCAUCCUAUUUUGAAAUCUGAAUUUGAUUCUCAAAUCGCAUAAACCUCGAGAUAUUUAUAUGUAUGUUCAUGAGCGAUGCGAAUACAACCCCUCUCGUGUUUUACCUAGCGCAAAUUAUUUUACCUUUGUUUGCCGUCUCAUACUUAGUCUUUCAUGUCCAACUGAAGCCUGUAGAGAUCCUUAUCUGAUGAUUUCUUUCAGAUCAAAAAGCGAAACUACCGAAAGCGGCGAAUCUGUGCACGAGGAAGCUGAGUCCACCAUCUAAAUUCAAAGAAAAAAAACCGUCCUUCCAUAGAAUAAUAAUUCUCCGUUGUGUGCCUUGCCACAUUUUUAAGGGAACUAUAGAUGAAAAUCUGUUUCAGUACAAUAAAUAUAUACUUAAUAGAGAAAAAUAAAUCACAAUUUUUUUGCUUCACAGAAA
Messenger RNA from Solenopsis invicta (red fire ant), 8986 nucleotides. It is a transcript of the gene Ptp61F, whose product is annotated as tyrosine-protein phosphatase non-receptor type 1. Gene Ontology annotation, molecular function: protein tyrosine phosphatase activity. Gene Ontology annotation, biological process: protein dephosphorylation. The transcript has 8 exons. The coding region runs from base 420 to 1904 and encodes 494 amino acids. Lineage: Eukaryota; Metazoa; Arthropoda; Insecta; Hymenoptera; Formicidae. The record is from RefSeq and is a predicted model, not a curated record.